Molecule: messenger RNA, 1170 nt
Organism: Kwoniella shivajii
Lineage: Eukaryota; Fungi; Basidiomycota; Tremellomycetes; Tremellales; Cryptococcaceae
Exons: 7
Coding region: 1-1170 (389 amino acids)
Molecular function (GO): asparaginase activity
Source: RefSeq, a predicted model, not a curated record
AUGGCUUCUAUACACAGCACGAACAGCUCACGUAGACUUAUCUGUUGUAUUGGUACGGGUGGAACCAUAGCUUCCGAACCUACAGCAGGUGGAUUAGCACCUACACGCCAAGAUACAUUCUUUCGACGUAUUCGAUCCCAUCCUUCAUUGACAUCACCCACAUCAUUCGAUGACUCCAAUGUAUCAUUUUCAUCUCCUGUACAUGCAGAACUAGUGGGGAAGAACGUCAGAUAUCCGAGAUUGGUAACUCCUGAAUUGGAUGAUCAAGGUCUCAGCGUCGAAUAUGAAAUCUUAGAUUUAGAUAGACAUUUAGAUAGCAGUGAGAUGACGCCUGCUGAGUGGAAUACGAUAGCUUCGUUGGUAUAUGAAAAUUGGGAUAAAUACGAUGGAUUCAUCAUUCUAUCCGGGACAGACACUCUGGCAUACACAGCAGCGAUCCUUUCAUUCUUAUUUCAUUCAGCGGGUAAACCAAUCAUGGUGACCGGAGCUCAAAUCCCGCUUUCUCGACCUCGUUCAGAUGGCUGGACUAACUUGUUAGAUUCCUUGUUCGUUACUGGGACUUUGGAUUUAGCUGGAGUGGGAAUCGUUUUCAAUCAUCAGGUCUUACAAGGUGCUAGAGCUACUAAGACCAGUCCCAAUUUAUUUGGAGCAUUCACAACUCCUUGUGUACCUCCAUUGAUAAACCUGAAUGUCAAGAUCACAUACGACACGGCCCUUUCACUACCACCACGCUCAUCUUCACCACCACCACCUCUAAUCCCCCUCUUAACUACGCCAACCGUACUCUCCAUUCAUAUUUAUCCAGGUAUGACAGGUGAUCUACUAGAAGCUCAAAUAGCGACUUUACCCACAUGUAAAGCUGUGAUCAUAUCGGCAUACGGUUCAGGUAACCUACCUAUAAAUCCUGAAUCAGGUGUAUUACAAAGUUUGAAAAGAAUGGUGGAUAAAGAGAUUCUAGUCGUGGUUAUAAGUCAAUGUGCUAUACCCAAUGUCUACCCUUUGUAUACUCAAGGAAGGACUUUACUCAGUAUAGGUGUAUUACCGGGAUACGACCUGAUGCACGAAGCGGCAUUUGCGAAACUUAUAUGGCUAGUCUCAAGACCCGAUUUGAGCUUCAAGGAAAAACAGGAAUUAUUUGAAACUCCAAUAGUCGGCGAAAUGUCUGUAUAG